Molecule: messenger RNA, 5688 nt
Organism: Cydia pomonella (codling moth)
Lineage: Eukaryota; Metazoa; Arthropoda; Insecta; Lepidoptera; Tortricidae
Gene: Lim1
Product: LIM/homeobox protein Lhx1
Biological process (GO): regulation of transcription by RNA polymerase II; neuron differentiation
Cellular component (GO): nucleus
Molecular function (GO): DNA-binding transcription factor activity, RNA polymerase II-specific; RNA polymerase II transcription regulatory region sequence-specific DNA binding
Source: RefSeq, a predicted model, not a curated record
AAACAUUUUAAUUUGUCAUUUGGUCCUUGGUGCUUUUUUUUUCAUUUUUAAUUCGCUUUCCCGCAGAAACUAUUUUGAUGUGAUUCCUUCAAAAUGUUCUUAGGCGGUUUAAACUUUAUUUUGAUUAAAUAUUAGGUAAAGUGAAAUUAUUUACUACUCAACUAUGGUUGGAUUUCCACUUUUUAUUAACUCUAUCACCCAACCGUAAGCUCUACCAGGACGUUUUCUAAAACAAAUAUUCAAAAAUCCUGAUUCUUAUAAAUCUGGACUUUCUUGGGCUCAUUCUACUCAGAAUCGUAAGCAUUCUCCAUCCUACCGUCAUCAUAACGUCCGUUCCAUUACGUCACAAUUAUAAGUGUGAAAAAAAAUUCACUACUUGAAACUAAAAUCCAUACAAAUUAUGGGCGCAUUUUUUUGCAACAGGAUUGAAUAUGCUAGUGAUUCUGAGUUGAAAGAAACCAAAAACACCAGGAUCUGUGAGAAUCAGGUCUUAAUUUUUUUUUGAGAAAGCUCACCUACGUUGUCUGCCUAUUCCUUAAUAGGUACGUGAUGUUUUGUUUUAGAGGUAUUUACAAAUCCAAUAGUAAUAAGUAGGUAUACAUAGAGUCCGUCUAAGCUAACUUUGUAGCGAUUGCAGACGUCCAUGGGCUACGGUGGCUGCUUACCAACAGGCGGGCCGUAUGCUUGUUUGCCACCGUCGUGGUAUAAAAAAAAUUAAAAAAAUGUAAAUGCCAUAUUUUCAUAGAAAUUUGAUAUUAAUGAUGACAUUAGGUACCUCACUUUGUCAUCACUAAUGCUAUGGAGAGUUAGCUUGGUCCGACUCUAGAUAUAUGUAGCAAAUAAUCUGGUCAAUUCGAACGUACACUGACAUCAGAAUGACGUCAUUUAACUAUCGUGCGUCUCGCUCGCGCCAAUACAUUAACGAACAAUACGAGCGAAAUGCACGAUAACUGAACGAUAUAAAUUAGGUAUCAUUCUAGUGUCAGUGUACGUUAGAAUGGGCUUGGCGAAUGUCAAAGAUUUGCAUAGAUGGCGCCAUCAUAGCUUGCCCCUCUAUCCCCUUAUCUUUAGUUGUGUUAUAUCAGAUUAGGCUUUAAAGGGCUGGUACAAUUCGACACAAUUCUAGGGAUUGACAGGGCAAGCUAUCAUGGCGCCAUCUGGAAAAUAUUUCGACCGGCCAACCCUAUUGGCCUGACAGAUUGUCACAGAUACUUAGAAAUUGUAAAGAGAUUUCUACUAGAGUAGGUAUCUACUCAUCCUUAAGAAAAAGGUAAAACUGAAAUUUGACAAGAACGACUAAGCCACCCUGAAAUUAUUUAAGUAGGUAGAUAUACAAUUAUUUACUUUGAUCGGUAGCAAUGAUAGAAUAUUUCUACUAAAUACAUUUUAGUGUAGGUACAGGAUAAAUGGAUAAUUAAUGAUCUCGAACAGCAUAAAAAUUAAAGAUCGGACAGCUUUUUAAGUUUUACCUCUAAAUAAUUACUACAGCCAACCCAUUUCGCCCUAAUGCUAUUACAAUAACGUAUUAAAAUAUUUAUUAUGAAACCGAAGAAAACUAUAAAAUAUCUAUUAGAAGCAACUCCAGACUGGAAUUUUCAUAGCUAGCGCGCAGCAGACAGUAUUUUACUCAGAAGUAUCUACGAUAUUUAUUUAUUAUGACACCGGGCUGUAAUCACGGCCUGCAGAGGGCGGAAGGGCCAAAAUAAAGAAAUCCCUUCCCGGAGGCGGGAGCCCUGCAUAAAGAGCCCUCACGCCCCCAACAUCCUUCCAACACCAAAUAAAAGACCAGCACCUAGAGACGCAACCGAAAAAUCCAGGCUCUAUAAUUAUGUUCAGCUCCCAACCGAUGUACCGGCAAGCCAAUUUAAAUUUACUGCGAACGCCGCACGUGUACCACAAAAUGAAAUCCUACUACCGCACAGAAACACGCACGAAACAAAACCUAGAAAAACACCGCUGGCGCCACCCCUUCGAUGCUAGUGGCUGCUUCCUCGAACCACGCCUGUUUCCGAACGCUACCCUAGCCGUCUCCCUCCCACCCACAAAAUGAAGCAUUCUCCCUCUCGUUUUGUCCCGUGAUGUCGUUCGAAAGCUUAGCGUUUUUGGUCAGUACGCGUUGAGAGUUAGCGCGCGUAGGAGCGUUGUCGCCGCGCUUGCCGUCGCGGGGUGUCAAGUGAAGUGCCGUGGAGGUGCCGAAGUGGCGGGAUUCCUUGCCGCGGGUCGGGGGGCCCAUGCCCCCUUUCACCAGCACCACAUUGGUAAAAGACGUGGCGAAGCAGGCGGCGCGAUGUCGUGUGCCGGCUGCGAGAAGCCGAUCUUGGACAAGUUCCUGCUUCACGUGCUCGAGCGCGCGUGGCACGCGGCGUGCGUGCGCUGCGCAGACUGUCGCGCGCCUCUCGCUGACAAGUGCUAUUCGAGGGACAACAAGCUGUUCUGCCGCAAUGACUUCUUCAGGCGAUAUGGAACGAAAUGCAGUGGUUGCGGGCACGGCAUAUCCCCCUCUGACCUGGUCCGGAAAGCGAGAGAAAAAGUCUUCCAUCUCAACUGCUUCACUUGCCUCGUCUGCAGAAAGCAGCUUUCCACCGGCGAGGAACUAUACGUCCUUGAUGACAACAAGUUUAUUUGUAAGGAGGACUACCUGGCUGGAAAGACACCGACGACGCAGCAUUCGGACUCACUCCUAGGCUCAGGUUCGGACGACGAAGAGGAAGACGAAUCCCGCGCAGCGAACAACUCGAGCAGUCCAGCGCACGCGCCGCACCCGGCGCUGCAUUCUGAGCUCUCGCAUAACGGAGACGCGAAACCGCACGAUGACUCGGAGGACCAGGGGUCCCUGGACGGCGACCCGGAGACCCGGGACUCCCAGGCCGAGAACAAGUCCCCAGACGACGGCAACGGCGGGUCGAAGAGGAGGGGUCCGAGAACGACGAUCAAAGCCAAGCAGUUGGAGAUCUUAAAGUCAGCGUUUUCGCAGACGCCGAAGCCGACGAGGCAUAUAAGGGAACAGCUGGCGAAGGAGACUGGGCUUCCGAUGAGGGUUAUACAGGUGUGGUUUCAAAACAAGCGAUCAAAAGAGCGCCGCCUAAAGCAGCUCACGUCCAUGGGCCGCGGCCCAUUCUUCGGCUCCUCCCGCAAGAUGCGAGGGUUCCCUAUGAACCUGUCUCCAGGGGGUCUGGACGAGGGGCCCCCAGGCUUCCCGUACUUCGCAACGGCGGACGGGAAGUUUGAGUUUGGAUACGGACCCCCGUUCCAUCAUGAUGCUCCGUUCUUCCAUCCGCCUCCGGCUAUGCCGUUUAAUCAGCCAGGUCGUUUCGCAGGCGGGAUGGAGUCUCUCCCCGGCGAGUUCCCCGAGCAGUUCCCGCCGCCGGACCACCUGGUGCUCCCCCGGCCCUCCUCCCCCGAGUUCACCUUCGGCGACGCGCCGCCCCCGCUCCAUCCUGAGGGCCUGGUCUGGUAGCUCAAGCCGGAGCCGCGAGACUACCACGACUGAUGCGGCUCGGCGGGCUACAAAGUGGACUUUAACAGUGUCAUUCAAUAACGCUGUGAUUCGAUUUAAAGGACAUGUGCUUGUGAAUAAGUGUACAGAAGAGUUUUAUAAUAUUGAUAGUAAUUUAUUAAGUUAUAAAAUAAUUUAUUUACAGCUUAAGCUUUUGGUUCCUAUUUUAAGAUAGAAGCGGCAAUUUAUCAUAGUUUCAUGUAUGUAUUUAUUUAUAAUUUUAGUUUAGUGUACACGGGGUCUUAGUUAGGGUGACCACAAACGAGACUACAGGAGGACAUUUCCGAUACAAAUUUAAGGUUUUGUAAAUAUAAUAUAAGUUGUACAGUACAUAGAUUAUUGCUGGACAAGUCUGUACGAUAUUAAAUUUAUUAUGUACUAAGUGGUAGUUAUUUGAUAAUAAGUUCCGGUGAAAUAAUUCCUUUUUAAUCCUGCUUAUCUUAAAUGGGUAUUGACAAUUUCCUAUAUUUUAAUUAUUUAAGAAAAAAUGCAUUUCCGUUAAGCGAAUUUAAUUGUCUGUAAAUUACUUUAUAAUUUUUACCCUUAAACAAGGUAGAAUGUAGGUAGCUAUGCACCUGCUUUAAAAUUGUGAAAACUUUUUAUGGAAUUAUAUCGCUAGGUACAAAUUUUAAAGCAAAACAAGGAACUUAAUCGGAUGGCGAUUUUAUACCUCCUUUAUUGAAGGGACAUAACAUAACUUUGUAUUUUAUACAAAUAUUACCUUGUUUGUGAUAUGACACUUUAGUAUUAUCAUUUGAUUAAAUCAUGAUUACACUAGGCAGUGAUUUGCAAUGACUUUUACCUUUUAACAUCGUGACCUAUUUCUCAAAUUUACUUGCUUCGUGUAAUCGCGCCUUAAACAAAUCAUAAUGCGCUCACAUUUCAUUUCAUUUCCUUCCUAAAACAAUGAGCUUAUUUCUACAAUUAUCUGAAGUGUCAUAAUACGAACUAAAGCGUUUCAUAAAAUCAAGGGAACAUAAACACACCGUAAAAAAAUCUCAUUAUGUUUCGAGGCACGAGUCUGCAACAGUUUAUUUCAAAAUGUAAUUAGUGUAAAUACGUCGGUGUUUUAAUAAAUCACGUUGUCGUGAACUACUAAUGUAUAUAAAUUACCGUCAGCGCUGUUUAAAAUUAAUUUACAUUGACUUAUGUAAGUAUAAGUAAACUAAUUCAUGAGUCUGUCAUUUGCUAGUGAUUUUGCCUAGUUUGUUUCACAUUUUAUCGCAUUUCAGAUAAAAAAAGUGGAGCAAAUAAUAAACUAUAUUUUAAUAUUAAAAUAAAACACUAACCACCUUAUUCAUAAACGUUUACUAAAGUUAACUUAUUGAUAUGAUUGAAAGGGACAAACGAUUAUUAGCGGCUUGUUAACUUUAGUAGACGUUUAUGAAUAAGGGGGCAAAUGUCUACGAAAGACAGUGAAUUAUUUUCAAGCUGAAGCAAUGUAAUGUCUGACAGUGCCAUUUUAAAUGCUUGCCCCGUUUAUACAAGCACAGUUGAGUUACUUAUAGAUGUGUAGUGUAAACGCAGCAUGGCCCAAAAUCAAAAUCAUAGUGGCAGAUGAUUAAAGUGAACUAUUCUUUUUAAACUGUAAGGUUCGUUUUAACUAAACUUGUUCAGAAUUAUUAGCACUUGGUUUUGAAAUAAAGUUUAAGAUACUUAGGUAGGCAUUAAGAUACCUACCAUCUUAUCUUUGCAUUUCUUUCUUGGAUGUAGGGUGACCACAUUAUUUACACGAAAUUAUUUAAUUUUGAACACUACAUAACUACUUGCAUACCUCACUUAAUUGCUCAAUGAAGUCGUGUCACUUCUGAUCAAAUCUCCAAUGUCACCCUGUAUUUUGCGUUCCUUUAAAAGGUAUUAAAAUCUAAACUUGUCACUUGUCUAAAGUCUUGUUCGGUUACUUAGUUUGUAAGUGCGUUGGACUCGCGACUCGAAACAUAAUGAACAUGUAUGUACACUAGUGUAAGUGUUAAUAUUCGGUACAUACCUAGGUCCCAUUUCUCGAACGGUAUUAGUCUAAUAUUAUUAGUAUGUUGUCAUGGUAACUCAUACGGAUUGACAGUUCGUGGACUAAUAAUAUUAGUCUAAUAAAGUUUGAGAUAUGAGCCCCUACUGUUGUCUGUAUGUAUUAGUGCAUAACAAAAGUACAUAAUGGAAUUGUCUGUAAGAAUAAAAUCUAUUUGAAAAUAUUA